Colletotrichum graminicola M1.001 is the source of this 459-nucleotide messenger RNA. RefSeq lists its product as uncharacterized. The transcript has 2 exons. The coding region runs from base 1 to 459 and encodes 152 amino acids. NCBI's taxonomy places the organism in Eukaryota, Fungi, Ascomycota, Sordariomycetes, Glomerellales, Glomerellaceae. The record is from RefSeq and is a predicted model, not a curated record.
AUGCUUCAAGCUAGAGAUGACACAGCUGGAGGAGGAGAUAACAACGACAGUGGAGGGGCUCCUGAUGCAAAGAAAAACAAUGGCGGCAAAGCAGAUGGAAAAGCCAAUGAUGCCAAGAAGAACAACGGCAAAGCAGAUGGAAAGGCCAACGAUGCCAAGAAGAACAACGGCAAAGCAGAUGGAAAGGCCAAUGAUGCCAAGAAGAACAACGGCAAAGCAGAUGGAAAGGCCAACGAUGCCAAGAAGAACAACGGCAAAGCAGAUGGAAAAGCCAACGAUGCCAAGAAGAAAAACGCCAAAGCGGAUGGAAAGGCUACCGAUGGUAACAACAACGGGACGGCAGUCGACGAUGGGAAAUCAAAGAAAAACGACGGUAAGAAGGGGAAGAAGGAUGGCGACGGUGGCAAGAAGGACGAUUCGUCUUCUGGCCCUGCUGCCGCAGCUGCUGCGGCGGCUUGA